AUGGGGCACGGGGGGGCAGGCGGGAUUAGCAGCGAGAAGGGUUACGGGAAUACGCAGCGAGACGGUGGGGGGGAGAGGGGGGGGAAUACGCAGCGAGACGGUGGGGGGGAGAGGGGGGGGAUACGCAGCGAGACGGUGGGGGGGAGAGGGGGGGGAAAUACGCAGCGAGACGGUGGGGGGGAGAGGGGGGGGAAUACGCAGCGAGACGGUGGGGGGGAGAGGGGGGGGAAUACGCAGCGAGACGGUGGGGGGGAGAGGGGGGGGAAUACGCAGCGAGACGGUGGGGGGGAGAGGGGGGGGAAUACGCAGCGAGACGGUGGGGGGGAGAGGGGGGGGAAUACGCAGCGAGACGGUGGGGGGGAGAGGGGGGAAUUAGCAGCGAGACGAGGGGGGGGGGGAGGGAAUAAGCAGCGAGGGAGGGAGGGGGGGGGGGUGAAGGAAGCAGCGAGAGGGGGGAGGGGAGGGAAUAAGCCUCCGGUGUUGGGUCUCUCUACCCCGCCACUUCGCAACUCCGGCCCCCGCACAGUGCCACUUCCUAUUCAUCUCUCCCGCGCCCUCCCUCCCCCCUUGAACACAUCUGUGCUCAUCCUCGGAGAGCACCUUCUAUCCCCUCCUUCCCCCCCUCUCAAAACGUACCCCUUUCACAUGUCUCCCUUGCACCUCUGUGUACUUCCGUCUCUGCCUCACGCCCUUCUUCCCCCUCCCCACUCUUUUCCUCCCCUCUCCCUUCCAUCUCUCCCUCGCUCCUUAACUCUCCAUGGGGGGUCAAUGAGGAGCGCCAGGCCAGGCAUGCACCACGCGCACGGGUCGCCGUGGGUCGCCAUCUCUGCUAAGCGCCCGGGGGGGCUCUGGCGCCCCGCCAACGCCGCCAUGCCGCCCGCCAAGGCGGCCAGCCCCGGCGCCCGGCCGCUGGCAGUGUCGCGUGCGCGGUGGCG
Messenger RNA from Closterium sp. NIES-65, 935 nucleotides. Lineage: Eukaryota; Viridiplantae; Streptophyta; Zygnematophyceae; Desmidiales; Closteriaceae. The record is from the annotation of a GenBank genome assembly.